AUGAGUGCUCGUAUGGGCCAUCUAGGAGUGAUGAAGGGUGCAUGGACGGCUGGAGAAGACUCCCUCUUGAGAAAAUGCAUAGAAAAGUAUGGAGAAGGGAAGUGGCAUCUUGUUCCUCUGAGGGCAGGACUCAAUCGGUGCCGUAAGAGUUGUAGGCUGAGAUGGGUGAACUACCUCACCCCCAACAUUAAAAGAGGGAAGCUUACACCAGACGAGGUGGACCUCAUCAUCAGGCUUCACAAGCUCUUGGGAAAAAGAUGGACUUUAAUAGCUGGUAGACUUGCUGGAAGGACUGCCAAUGAUAUAAAAAACUAUUGGAAUUCCCAUUUGAGCAAGCAACAAGCAGCAAUGGAUAAGGAGAAGGAAGACUCAAGAACAUCUAAAGUUAUAAAGCCAAGACCUUGGACUCCUUCCAUAAACUUCAUUUGGGUAGACAGUUUACAAGCUUCCAAAGGAUGGAGAAAUUCGGAAGAAUAUCCAAUGCCAAUGCCAUCAUGUCUUCGAGAUGAAAUGGGAGAAAGAAAUGUUUUGCUCGAAAAUAGCAAUGAGAAUGAUAAUUCAUGCACCAACAAUGGAAUUGGAGAAGAAGUCCUCGCAAGGUUUCCAGUUCAAGAUAUUGAGGGUGUGGGACUUGAAUUGGAGACAUGUUUGGAAGGGUUUGACAGAUGGGAUGACUUGCUUUUGGACGAAGACCUUUGGGUAACAUUGGAUUUAUUGAGCUGAUGCAGAAGCCGUAUGGGGUAGAAUAGAAAGAGUAGUCAUUUGUGUUGUUAGGGAUAGAGAUUUCUCUAAUAAAGUGGUUCUUAUUUGAAACUGAGAGCACCAAAAUGUAUUAUUUUGUUAAGAAGCUGUGACUGCUAUUAGCUGAUGGCUA
This is a messenger RNA of Magnolia sinica, 874 nucleotides long. RefSeq names its product transcription factor MYB114-like. NCBI's taxonomy places the organism in Eukaryota, Viridiplantae, Streptophyta, Magnoliopsida, Magnoliales, Magnoliaceae. The transcript is spliced from 3 exons. The record is from RefSeq and is a predicted model, not a curated record. Bases 1 to 723 code for a protein of 240 amino acids.